This is a messenger RNA of Leguminivora glycinivorella, 2509 nucleotides long. RefSeq lists its product as uncharacterized. NCBI's taxonomy places the organism in Eukaryota, Metazoa, Arthropoda, Insecta, Lepidoptera, Tortricidae. The transcript is spliced from 5 exons. The coding region runs from base 792 to 1496 and encodes 234 amino acids. The record is from RefSeq and is a predicted model, not a curated record.
CAAAAAUCAAAGUUUUUUGAACUAUGUUGUGUUAUAAUAUCAAAUGAAAGAGCUUUUUAUAACUAUCUAUAAAAAAAAUGUGUCAAGUAAUUUAAGAAAAUAGGCGAAAAAUUACCACUAAUGAAAUUAUCCAAUCAAACUCAAAUAACAUGAUCAAAGUGUAAGAUUUUAAGAAAAGUAAUCAUAUAAGGUCUGGUAAAUUAAUUUACCUAUCCAUACUAUAAAAAGGUGACUUGGUCAGUAAAAUGGUGACUUUUAGGGAAACUAAAUGUGACUUGUGAGUUCAGGGCCCUGGCAACACUGCUUUCUUUCAUUUUUCCUUUUCGGCCCAUGCGCUGAAUGGUGGCUUGGUCGCUUGCAUCGGCACCGGUGUAUUUUCUUUGGUGAUGUGAGCAAUUAGUAAAGCAAGGGAAAUUUCUCGUAUUUGGCGUCAACAUUCAGUGAUCAGGUAAGUCAAGAUGAUAUUUUUGGCUACCACGAAUGUUAUUUUAAGUAUCUAUAUAGUGUGCUCUGUUAUGAUUUCUGCGUAAUGAGUAAUCAAUGAUAUAUUAUGGUGCCUUCAUUUAAGUUGUAAUGAAUAACAUUAAGGUGGAAAUACAUUAUUACACGCCACAUGACGCGAAUCAAAUUGCAGUUUUUUGCUAUUCACAUGUACAUCCGACGCGUCACCUUGCUCCGUACAAUCGCGUGUGCACGUUUAAUACAUGGCGGUCAUGGGCGUCAUGGCGUCGCGUGUUAAUAAUGUGUUUUCGACUAUAUUAACGGGUUUUUUCGGUUUUAGUGUGUGAUACAUGACAAUAACCUCUAACAAUACAAUAGUGUGGGUCUACACAGCGAGGCACGUCCCUUAUUUUCUGUGUAGCGGCAUGUAUAGCGUCGUUGAGUUUGCUGAAGAAUGGCUGACACCCGGGAAGCAGCGAUGUCUGUGGCCGCCCCAAAAAUUGAUGACCAAGUUUGCAGCCAAUGAUGAUGAUUAUGAGGCUUAUACUGGUGAAAAAAAUAGGACUUAUCGGAAGCAAGUAACUUCUUCGGUGCAAUCUACACCUGUUAGCUCAAAAUCCCAAAAGCAACACUCUAGGCCGGUAUAUACAGAACUGAACAAAAGUGAUGAUGAUACAGAUCUGAGCAAACGUGAAGAUUUCAAGGAAAGCUCUGCAAAGACUACAGACAGUGAAAUGUCACAGCUUCUGCAAAGUCCAAGUGGCCUGGAUAACCUAGACUUUACAAUAACACCAUUUUUUAUAAAUGAGAAGCCAAAUUCACAAGCCUUAGAUGUCAUAGCUAAGCACUUAGCUCGAAUUGAAGCUGACUUGAAAGAGAUGCAAAUCGCACAGAAUGAAAUAUUAAAUAGGGUGCGAUCAUCUUCUGUCUCGAUGGAACAUUCACUGCCAGGGGAAAGAACAUUGCCAUGUGAGGACAGCAAGGAUUUGAUUGAUACUGAAAAGUGGAUAAAUGCAGCUCCCGAGAACAGAAAACUUUUGACGCAGUGCGGUUGAACCAGGUUGCAACCAACGCUACUGAUGCUGUGAUACAAGAAAUAAUUCAGAUGAAUAUGGCUACAUAGUUCUUCCAAUAUAUACACCUUCUUGUUGACACUUCUCACAAGCGCGCAAGGAAUUGUGGGAUUUGAUACAUUUUAUAAAUGCCCUAGCUGGUGCAUCUGCUAUUAUACAACUUACUUGAAAUUCAAACUUUACUCCAUUAACAUAUAAACCAUUCUGCUCUAACCGUAAACAUUCUUCUACAAAGGGACGCAGAAAUACAGCAGCAUUGUUGGGCUUUGAUUCCCCGUAAUAAAGUGCUACAAUAAAUAGCUGCUUGUCGGGAGAUUGAUCUAAACCACCUCUGUGUUACUGAUAAAAUGAAUAUUCUCUUUGUGUCAUUUUUCGUUGCAUGAACGGUUUUUAGAUGUUGUGCCUUUAGAAGCUCUUUCUACUAGAUAUAUUUCAAGGCCAAAGUAUACAUAUCUAUGAACCACCAGCACAAUCUGUAACGUUUACAUUACGCGGCGUUUCUAAUAACGUUCGUGCAUCCCUCGGUGAAGAAGAAUGACAAGGUUGCAACUUUUUUAGCAAAUCGUUUAGAGCAGAGUGACCUAAAUUAUGUUUCUUAGACCACAAUACAAGAAAAGAAUUAAUAUUAUCAUCUGAAUCAGAUGGAACAUCAAUAUCUCUUAAGGGUUCUUUGGUAUAGUAAUCAAUUGGAAUAUUUGAAUUAAAAGCUACGUCAAUUGUACCGUAAUGAUCUGCACUUAAGAGUGAUUCAUGUUCAGUAUUGGAAAGAGAAGUGAGUAAACGUAACUCUUGUUUGAUUUGUAUUGUCUUACGAGCUAGACUUCGUUUUUUUUUAUUUUUUUUGUAACAGCGGGUUUGCUACUGCUUGGCUCUUCGGGCUUCCCGUCCUCCAUUGCGGUCCUUAGUGAAUCUGAACCAAUUUCAUAUUAUCUCUUAGAACCGAAAUUGGAUUUGUUAAUCAGGAAUAUGAAGACCAUCAGAUUUUAAAAAGUAUA